GAUGUUAUCAUUACUUACUUUGUAUCUACUAUACACGCUUUUAACGAAGUUUAUUGUUUUUUUCCUUGUUUUGUAUUAAAUAUUGUUUGAAUUAAUUGUUAAAUAAUUAAAUAUUAUUCAUUAUGUCUAAAUCAAACAUUCAGACACAAUUGACUCAAUGGGUAUCAAAAAAAGCUGAAAAGCGUUGUUGUGAUGACAGCACUGGACCCAUCACGAAAAAACUUCAUACAUCUGAUCCACAAUCUUCCAAUUCAAAGAAUAUUAUUCCAAUUGAAUCAUCUACAUCUGAUCCACAAUCUUUCAAUUCAAAGAAUAUUAUUCCAAUUGAAUCAUCUACAAUGACACAAAAUGAUGAAUCUACUAAAUUAAGUAAAACUACUUGUAACAGUGCAGUUUGUGAUGACACAUACAAUAUGGACAUUGGAAACUUUUUAAGAACACCCGGUCGUACAUUAUCUGAUAAUAUUAAAGUAAAAAUAAUUAAUAUGGAUAAUAUACCACCUGAUGACUUCAUAUAUCCAUUUACUAUGAAUAUUAGAAAUGGUAAGAAUGUGAAAAGAUCAUUAAGAAAAAGUUAUUUCGAACAAAACAAAUGGCUAAUUUAUUCUCAUGUUAAGUCCGGUUUGUUCUGCAAGUAUUGUGUUUUAUUUAGCAAUAAAGGAGGAAGGUAUAACACGAUAACUUUGAAAAAAUUUAUCAUUGAACCUGUAACUAAAUUUUCAAAUUUAACUGGGAAGGAUGGAGACUUGGAGGUACAUAGAAAUAAUAAAUAUCAUAUUACUGCUAUUCAAAUCGCAGAUGACUUUUUGAAAACUCUUUACAACCCCCAAAAUGAAGUUAUUAAUUUUAUAAAUAAUGAGAGGCUGAGUCAAGUAAUCGAAAAUCGAAAAAGACUCAAACCGAUCAUCGAAUCGAUUUUAUUCCUCGGCCGUCAGAAUAUUCUGUUUAGAGGCCACCGUGAAAAGGGAAAUAUUUUAGACAAUAAUGAUUCCAUUGUAAAUUCAGGCAAUUUUCGUGAGCUACUCAAGUAUAGAGUACUUAGUGGGGACUCUAUACUAGAAAAACAUUUAACAUCUAAGUCGAAAUCAACAUAUAUUAGUCCUAGGGUUCAAAAUGACCUGAUUAACUGUUGUAAACAAAUUAUCACACUACAAAUUUUAAAAGAGGUUAAAGAUUCCAAAUUUUAUAGUGUGGUAUUUGAUGAAACGACUGAUAUAAGUCAUGUAUCUCAGAUGUCUCUUAUAUUGCGAUAUAUUAUUAAUGGCGUAGUGCAAGAAAAUUUUAUUUCAUUUAUUAACUGCCUUGCAUAUACAUAUAGUAUUCAAGAAGACACUGACAAUAACAUAUGUGAACCUAAACUUACUGGUGACAUUUUGGGUAAUACAGUAAUUAAAAUAUUAAAAGAAUUUUCUUUAAACCUGGACUACUGCGUUGGGGUUGGUACAGAUGGUUGUUCAGUAAUGGUGUCUUCAAUCCGAGGAGCUGUUAAAACUAUUCAAUCAAUCGCAAAGAAUGCUGUUCACUGUCCUUGUGCUAACCAUGCCUUAAAUUUAGCUAUUUCUAAAUCAUCGACCGUACAAUGUAUUAGAAAUAAUGUUGGUCUAUUAAAAGAAAUAAUCUCUUUUUUUAAUAUGUCUUCCAAAAGAAACUUUGUACUAAAAACCGUUUUAAAUUGCAAGCCUCAUUUAAAAAGUCUUUGUGAAACCCGAUGGGUGGAACGCCAUGACAGCAUAAUGAUUUUUAAGGCAUCAAUACCUCAAAUUAUAGAAGCCUUAACCAAUAUUUCCGAGUGGAGUGAACAAGAUUCUUCAUCGAAAGCAAAAAUAUUAUUAACAGCUAUGUGUACUUGUGAGUUUAUUAUUUCAAUUGAAAUAUUAUCUAACUUGCUUAGUGUCACAGCUCCAAUUUGUAAAAUACUUCAAGGAACAGAUAAUGAUGUUUUAGCUGCCUUUGAUUGUAUUCAAGAUGUUAUAAGUAUUUUGGAAAAUAAACGUACCCAGUGUGAAAAAGUUUUUCAACAAUUAUUCGAAGACAGCAGUUUAUUGAUGAAAGAUCUUGACAUUGAAAUAAAAACUCCAAGACUUUCUAAACACCAAAUUAAUCGCUCUAAUCACCAAUCUAAGAGUACCGAAGAAUAUUACAGGGUGUCUGCAUUUAUACCAUUAUUAGACAAUGUAUUAGAAGACUUAAAAUCAAGAUUUUUAAACAAAAAAAACAAAACAAUAAUGAUAUUAAUUCAACUUAUCCCAAAACAUAUUAUUCAUAUUGAUGACAAGAUGAUUAACACAGUCACAGAAACUAUAGUAACACAUUAUAAAUUUGAUGAUGAAGCAUUAGAAGAGUCACAAUUGAAAUCUGAAAUAGAACUUUGGAAAGAGAAAUGGAACAGAAUAAAAAGUGAAGGGAGUUGCAAGUCCUCUCUAGGUAUAUUUAGGUGUGGAAGUAAUGUACUAUUUACUAGAGAACCUACAAAAUCCGCUGAAGAACCGCCAACUAUAAAUGUAGACAGUUAUACUAGUCAUACUAAUAGGUAAAUAUAAACGUACUUAUAUAUGUAAAAAAUUUAAAUAGUUUAUUAACUAUGGAUUGAAUGUCGAUUGGCAAAAUAUCCGUACAGGUUUGCAUUGCGUUACGUAAGAUAUAAGCCAUACAACCAAUGCCUGAAAUAUUUGUUUUUAAAUUUUCGUAGAGAAUUGCAUAAACAUUUUUUUAUGCUUUUUCUUUCGACGCCACCGAAAUUCUUAUUACAAUUAUCACCCGAAAAAGUAACUAUUUUAUCGGAUAGGUUAUAUUUUUUUUAAACAUCCAUUAUGUAUUUAGUUAAAAUAUCCGCGGUUUUACCUUGUAAAUUUGUAAAUCCUAAAACUUUGAUUUGUACACCUUCUUGGGGAUUAAAAUAUCGGAUAAGAAUUGGUACGAGUUUUAGAUUUUUGUGAUUUGAUGUAUCCACCAUAAGUGUUGCAAAUUUAUUAUUUUUUAACUCUUCUAAAACUUGUUCCAUUGCAAAAGCGGCAAUUACUUUUGAAAUAAUCAAUUCAUAUUUCAUUCGAGCAUAAGAAAAUUGUUUAUCGUGAAUUUUUUUUAUCAGUGAGAACAGUGAGAACAAUCCAUUGAAAGGAUAUAAUGAUUGUAACUUUUUAUAUUUCAUCCAAUUUUCCAAUAA
Molecule: messenger RNA, 3163 nt
Organism: Myzus persicae (green peach aphid)
Lineage: Eukaryota; Metazoa; Arthropoda; Insecta; Hemiptera; Aphididae
Product: 52 kDa repressor of the inhibitor of the protein kinase-like
Exons: 2
Coding region: 123-2534 (803 amino acids)
Source: RefSeq, a predicted model, not a curated record